Mycotypha africana is the source of this 1117-nucleotide messenger RNA. Its product is annotated as mitochondrial carrier domain-containing protein. The transcript has 6 exons. Gene Ontology annotation, biological process: mitochondrial L-ornithine transmembrane transport. Gene Ontology annotation, molecular function: L-ornithine transmembrane transporter activity. The coding region runs from base 47 to 970 and encodes 307 amino acids. NCBI's taxonomy places the organism in Eukaryota, Fungi, Mucoromycota, Mucoromycetes, Mucorales, Mycotyphaceae. The record is from RefSeq and is a predicted model, not a curated record.
UUUUUUUACCUUUCUAUCUCUUUUUAUUGAACAGCGUAUCUAAAGCAUGACAUCUAUUACAACAGCAGAAACAGUAGAGUUAAAGGAAUUGAAUCUUGGCAUGUCCCAAGCUGUCAAAGACUGUAUCAGUGGUACUGUGGGAGGUAUUGCUCAGGUUCUUGUUGGUCAGCCAUUUGACACGGUGAAAGUACGUCUACAAACUCAAUCUGCCACAAAUCCUUUAUACAAUGGCAUGUUGGAUUGCGUUAAGAAAACGAGAGCCAAGGAAGGUAUUGCAGGCUUUUAUAAGGGCACCAUGACACCUCUCGUUGGUAUCGGUGCCUGUGUUUCUAUCCAAUUUGUAGUCUUAGAGGCCAUGAAGCGUCAUUUUGCCAGUGUCAAUGAAAAGGGACAACUUCUCAGUAAUUCUCAGCUUUACUUAGCAGGUGCAGCUUCUGGUUUUGCCAACUCCUUCGUCUCUGGCCCUGUUGAACACAUUCGUACCCGUCUUCAAGUUCAAACUGGCACAGGCUAUGCAGGUCCCAUUGACUGUAUCAAGCAAAUUUAUCGCUCUCAUGGUUUAACAGGCAUUUAUAAAGGUCAAGGUAUCACUAUGGCUCGUGAAUUCCAAGGUUAUGGUGCUUAUUUCCUGGCUUAUGAAUAUUUGGUUCAGCAAGCAAUGCAAAGAGCCAAUUUGCAACAAAGAUCAGACUUGCCUACUUGGCAAGUAUGUGCUUUUGGUGCUGCUGCUGGCUACGCCAUGUGGUUUACUAUUUAUCCUAUGGAUGUUAUCAAAUCUAAAUUACAAACAGAUGGCUUCACACCAGAAACCAAACAAUAUCGAUCCGUGUUGCAUUGUGCCAAAAAGACUUUAGCCAAGGAAGGUGUCAGCGGUUUCUUCAGAGGUAUUGGACCUUGUUUGUUGCGUGCUGCACCAGUGAAUGCUGUUACUUUUAUGGGCUUCGAAAUGGCUAUGCGUGUGUUAUCAUAGACCAAUUAUAAUAUAGAUACUGUAUACACAAGACUCGCUUAUUCACCUCAAGUCUCAUACCUUCUAUUCCUUCAUCGUACUUACCUGACUAUGUAAAUUAAACUUAUUUAAUAAAACAAAAUCGUUCGUUAUUUAUUUCUUAACCCU